This is a messenger RNA of Acytostelium subglobosum LB1, 189 nucleotides long. RefSeq lists its product as hypothetical. The transcript has a single exon. The record is from RefSeq and is a predicted model, not a curated record. NCBI's taxonomy places the organism in Eukaryota, Evosea, Eumycetozoa, Acytosteliales, Acytosteliaceae. The annotation marks the transcript as partial.
AUGAACAACUACACUGCCUCCAGUGUUCCAACUGUGUCAGCUAAGAAUACCAUUGACCUCACCAACAGCGAAAUCUCAUGGAAUGAGGACAACACUGUCGUUAGACCAGUCAUCACUACUGAAGCUCCAGCUACCAAUGAUCCAACUCCUGCUCCAAUGGCUCCUGCCACCACUGCUAAAACUUCAGAA